UUAACGGUCGUGGUUUAAAAAGGGGAAAAGUUUCCAGCACAACCGGCACUUUCAAACAACCACGUUUGCUAACGGUUUUUAUUUAUUCAAAAAAGUUAAACAAAAUCCAUUGAGCCAGUGUUUGUUUUUGGUUCUAGUUCGGUUGCGCGUUGUAAUGAAUUGACGCUUUAUUUGUAUGUACGCGCAUAGACACAUACAUAUGUAUGCACACACAUACGUACAUACAUACUUCUGAGUUUGAUUAUCUUCCAAAUUUGAAGCAUUAACGACAAUUAGUCGAAGAAAGAACUUUUGAACGUUCAUACGCAUUGGGUUAUUGGCAAUCGGGGCAUCUACAUAUAUACAAUUACAUACAUAUAUACACGUGUACCAAGUCAAUUUUUACAUCGGUGUCAAUUUUCAAUAAUAAAGUUACUACAGAUUUCGCGUAUAUCCCACCAUACAUAUAUACUGUUAUAGGCAUUCGCUCGUGUUACAAGCAGCAAAUCCUUUGACCGUCGCAUAAGCACUCAUUCACCAGCCGCCGCUAUCAUUUUUCGAGCACUUAAAAGUUGUAAGAGUUUAGAGUUCUUAGCGUUUUGUGGCGCGUGCUACGACGAAAAAUUAUAGAAUUGAGUUACCAGACACAACGGAGCAUUACUGAUAUACUCACAAUACAUAAAAAAAAAAAAAAAGCGAUUUUAAGUUAAGUGCAGCACCAAGUGAAUGUCCAAAUUUUAACAGCUGCUGACUUUCCGUAAUCCAAUUUAUUUGCCGUUUAAAGUGUCGUUACGAUAAACCUUCAGUUUAGUAGCUCGCUUAAAUCUUUUUAUUGCUCACAUUUCCGAAAAUCUCCAUCUUCUCUCCGGCAUAAGCAACGCAAUGAAGGCCGCCGCUUUCCUUACAUUUUCACUGAUAGUGAUAACCGCUAAGGCUUGGCCAAUGGUUAAGAGGGCGUUCGAAUUUUAUCCAAAUCAAGAAUUCGCCGACAUUAAUGUUAUCACAGAUUGCAUGCACGUUGCAUCCGAACCCGGCGACUAUGUAUUCAAAAAAGUACCACAUAUGCUGCCCAAUACGAAGGAGGCGCCGCUCAUGGAAGCAGCUAUAGAAGGCCCGACGUCGGAGGUGUGUGGCCUCUACGUGAUUGGUGAGCCCGACACCAUUGUCGAAAUAACAAUGAAACACUACGAUGUCAAUUGUGCGACCGGCGGUCUAAUGGCUUUUGUUGAUGGCUGGGAGUUGAAUGGCGAAUAUUUUCCAGGCAUUAAGGAUCAUCAUCGCGGGCUGGAAGAGCGUGUCGUUGAGUUUUGCAACAAUUUCAAGCAGUGGCCACGUGUUGCGAAUAAGAAAUUCUUCCGUUCAAGUCAAAAUGCUGCGCUGCUGCAGUAUCGUAUUCCCUUACGAGGCUCUUUCAUCGCCCACGUCCGCUUUCACAAAAUUACGAAACCUUGCAACGUGCUGGUGCAGGAUACGACCGCCAUCUUCAAUAUGGCUAACUCUGGCUAUCAACGCAAUUGCACCAUAUCAGCACUCUUCCCAGCCACAGUGGCUGUGGCCAAUCUGAAAAUCGGCGGCAAGAAUGUGCGUGGGGAAAAGGUUAAUUACGAUUGCGGCAUGUAUGAUGAUCGCUUGGAAAUCGGCGGGUCGUCUGGACUGGAUGCAAUCGCAAUGGAGAAGGCGGCCGACGUUUGCGGCUACUCAGAUCAGCAGGGACCAGAACAGGCCAUUUUCUGCGGCGUGACUACGGUGCGUCUGAUCUCCACUGGACGAUAUCAAAAUCACGCUACUGUAAUUAUACGCAAGGCCGACGAAAACGAUCUGGACAUAGCCACGCUUGUAUGUGCUCUGUAAAUUUGUAAACUAAUCCAACUCGAUCGAAGAAAACAAAAAAGUGAAGUGAAAUCAAGCAAGAAAUAGGUAUUGGGGCAUAGGUUGGCUGCUUUGUCAUUGAUUUAAUUUUUGGCAGUAUUCUCAGCUAAGAAAAACACUUCAAGCCAGCUUUCUUCUACUCUCUUUUUUAGUGUUAUUUAAUAAAUCUGCACGGAUUUCCUUUGUUACAAGUAUUGUAUAUAUGUAUUUGAAACCCCUUAUCUCUACAUGUACGUAUGUAGUAUGUACAUAAUUUAUUUAAAUGCAAAAAAUUCUCCGGGACGGUAUGUACUUGUAUAUGGACAACGCUCCCAUUGACCGUUUAAUGUUUAAAAAUAUACAUAUUAGUUACAUAUAGAAAUAGAGAUUACUUACAUAUACAUACAUAUGUACAUACAUUUGUAUGCAUUUUAAUGUACAUUGUAACUGCAGUAAAAAUUAUUCAUAGUGAGCUGAAAAAAAAAAUAGAAAAAAUACAUACAUACAUAGCUAUCACAGUUUAUUCGAUGGUUUAUUUAUGAACGCUUAUGACACAAAAAUAAAGCGUAAGUACUGAAAGCACAGUUUGGUUGAGAAACUUGCAGCAAUUUUGUAGCUAGUAUUCGGCCAUAAUUUAGGCGGGGGAUGUGACCUGAACGUUAACGAAAGAAAGAAAGGCAGUUUAUAAUAAUUUUGUUCGCUAUACCAGAGAUUCCUAAAGUAGGUUCCGUAGAAAAGUCACCAGGAUUCCGUGAAAUGAUUAAUUUUUGGCUUUUAAAUUUUACAGUUUUGCUACAAGAAAAACA
Messenger RNA from Rhagoletis pomonella (apple maggot), 2633 nucleotides. Its product is annotated as corticotropin-releasing factor-binding protein. The coding region runs from base 862 to 1830 and encodes 322 amino acids. Gene Ontology annotation, biological process: negative regulation of corticotropin-releasing hormone receptor activity; negative regulation of corticotropin secretion; hormone-mediated signaling pathway. The transcript has 8 exons. The record is from RefSeq and is a predicted model, not a curated record. NCBI's taxonomy places the organism in Eukaryota, Metazoa, Arthropoda, Insecta, Diptera, Tephritidae. Gene Ontology annotation, molecular function: corticotropin-releasing hormone binding.